GUUGCCAUAGCAGCGUUUGACGUCAUCGUGCGUGUGGUGCCCCUGCUGCCGGGGCUGGUGAUUGGAGGAAACCCCGUGUCUGCGGAGCGGCUGUAGCCUGUGAGCAGCUAGAUCCACGGACAGAGUCUCAGCCUCGCUGCGGCCGCCGCCCAGAGACUGCCGAGCCCGGUGUGUCCGCCGCCUCCUACUCCAGAUACAGAACAUCAAGUCAUGGAUAAAAAUGAGCUGGUGCAGAAGGCCAAACUGGCCGAGCAGGCUGAGCGAUAUGAUGACAUGGCAGCCUGCAUGAAGUCUGUAACUGAGCAAGGAGCUGAAUUAUCCAAUGAGGAGAGGAAUCUUCUCUCAGUUGCUUAUAAAAAUGUUGUAGGAGCUCGUAGGUCAUCUUGGAGGGUCGUCUCAAGUAUUGAGCAAAAGACGGAAGGUGCUGAGAAAAAACAGCAGAUGGCUCGAGAAUACAGAGAGAAAAUUGAGACCGAGCUCAGAGAUAUCUGCAACGACGUACUGUCUCUUUUGGAAAAGUUCUUGAUCCCCAAUGCCUCACAAGCAGAGAGCAAAGUCUUCUAUUUGAAAAUGAAAGGAGACUACUAUCGCUACUUGGCUGAGGUUGCUGCUGGUGAUGACAAGAAAGGGAUUGUGGAUCAGUCACAACAAGCAUACCAAGAAGCAUUUGAAAUCAGCAAAAAGGAAAUGCAGCCUACGCAUCCUAUCAGAUUGGGUCUAGCCCUUAACUUUUCUGUGUUCUAUUAUGAGAUUCUGAACUCCCCAGAGAAAGCCUGCUCUCUUGCAAAGACAGCUUUUGAUGAAGCCAUUGCUGAACUUGAUACAUUAAGUGAAGAGUCAUACAAAGACAGCACGCUAAUAAUGCAAUUACUGAGAGACAACUUGACAUUGUGGACAUCGGAUACCCAAGGAGAUGAAGCUGAAGCAGGAGAAGGAGGGGAAAAUUAACUGGCCUUCCAACUUUUGUCUGCCUCAUUCUAAAAUUUACACAGUAGACCAUUUGUCAUCCAUGCUGUCCCACAAAUAGUUUUUUGUUUACGAUUAUGACAGGUUUAUGUUACUUCUAUUUGAAUUUCUGUAUUUCCCAUGUGGUUUUUAUGUUUAAUAUUAGGGGAGUAGAGCCAGUUAACAUUAGAGAGUUAUCUGUUUUCAUCUUGAGGUGGCCAAUAUGGGGAAGUGGAAUUUUUAUACAAGUUAUAAAUGUUUGGCAUAGUACUUUUGGUACAUUGUGGCUUCACAAGGGCCAGUGUUAAAACUGCUUCCAUGUCUAAGCAAAGAAAACUGCCUACAUAUUGGUUUGUCCUAGUGGGGGAUAAAAGGGAUAAUUGGUUUCAGUCACAAGUGUAGUUAUUGUGGGUACUUUAAGGUUUAGAGCACUUUCAAGGCUGUGGUAGAAAAGAUACCCCACAGAUAUUACAUGUUGAACCAUGUGUAUCUGUGGAAUACACAGUCUCAAUGUGCAUACCUUUGACUACAGCUGCAGAAAUGUUCCUUUAGACAAAGUUGUGACCCAAUUUACUCUGAAGAAGGGCAGAAACGGUUCACAUUCCAUUAUUUGUAAAGUUACCUGCUGUUUGCUUUCAUUAUUUUUGCUACACUCAUUUUAUUUGUAUUUAAUUGUUUUAGGCAACCUAAGAACAAAUGUACAAGUAACAAUGCAGUAAAAAUGAGUUGCUUGAUAUCCAUUACUGUGUGUAUAUCAAGCACAGCAGUAAAACAAAAAACCCAUGUAUUUAACUUUUUUUUAGGUUUUUUGCUUUUGUGAUUUUUUUUUUUUUUUUUUUUUUGAUACUUGCCUAACAUGCAUGUGCUGUAAAAAUAGUUAACAGGGAAAUAACUUGAUGAUGGCUAGCUUUGUUUAAUGUCUUAUGAAAUUUUCUUGAACAAUCCAAGCAUAAUUGUUAAGAACACGUGUAUUAAGUUGAUGUAAGUGGAAUAAAAGUUUUAUGAAUGGAUUUUUCAACUACUUUCUCUACAGCUUUUCAUGUAAAUUAGUUUUUUGGUUUUAAAACUUCUCUAAAAAAAUUGUACAUUUUUGGAAAUUUAUUCCUUAUUCCCUUUUGGCAGCUAAUGAGCUUUUACCAAGUUUAAAUAAGAAAUUUAUCAUAAUAACAAAAAUACUACUCAUGUAACUACUAUUCCCAACCAUGUCCCAUUCUCCUUUCCAUUCCUCCUCCCCCCACCCCCCCCAACAAUUUCUAUUGAGGGGUGGGGGUUGUCAAUUGGAUAAAAGUAAUGUGUUUCAUUUAAAUUUUUGGAUAGGGCAUUUUCUAACUUAGGAAGCCACAAGCCACAAUGUUCUGGCCUACCAUGAUGUUGGGUAGCAUUAACUGUAAGUUUUGUGCUUCCACUUUUGGUUUUUAAGAACUUCUUGAUACUCUUGUAGCCUGCCUUUAGUUUUGAUCCUUUAUUCCUUCUAUUUGUCAGGUGCACAGGAUUACCUUCCUUUUUUAGCCUUCUGUCCCGUCACCAACCAUUCCUACUUGGUGGCCGUGUACUUGGAAAAAGGCCGCAUGAUCUUUCUGGCUCCACUCAAAUGUCUAAGAUACUACCCUCCUUCCUUUGCUUGCAUCCCACAGACUAUUUUCCCUCAUCCUAUUUACUGCAGCAAAUCUCUCCUUGGUUGAUGAGAUUGUGUUUAUCUCCCUCUAAGCCCUACCUAUCUUGAAUGGUCUGUCAUUGUCUGCCUUUAAGUCCUCCUCCUUCCUCUAUUCUCUAAAUAAUGAUGGGGCUAAGUUAUACCCAAAACUCACCCUACAGACUUUUUCCUCAGUACCUUGCAGAAAACACCAAACAAAAAUACCGUUUUAAAGAGGUGUAUUUUUUUUUCUUUUAGAAUGUAAGCUCCUCAAGAGCAGAGACAAUGUUUUCUGUAUGUUCUGUUGUGCCUAGUACACUGUAAAUGCUCAAUAAAUAUUGAUGAUGGGAGGCAGUGAGUCUUAAUGAUAAGGGUGAGAAACUGAAAUCCCAAAUACUGUUUUGUUGUUGUUCUAUAAUGACUUCAGAUUAAAUUGGGAAAUAUUGGCCCUUUUGGAAAAUUGUCCCAAAUAUCACAUUCAAAUAAAAGUGCAAUGGAGGCCUUGGGGUCUUUCUUUUAA
Molecule: messenger RNA, 3098 nt
Organism: Choloepus didactylus (southern two-toed sloth)
Lineage: Eukaryota; Metazoa; Chordata; Mammalia; Pilosa; Megalonychidae
Gene: YWHAZ
Product: tyrosine 3-monooxygenase/tryptophan 5-monooxygenase activation protein zeta
Exons: 6
Coding region: 211-948 (245 amino acids)
Biological process (GO): signal transduction
Cellular component (GO): cytoplasm
Source: RefSeq, a predicted model, not a curated record